AAAUGUCUCGCUCAUUUUUAAUGGAUUCUUUGCUCAGCGAUAAUAUGCCCCUGAAAAAGGAUACUUUGGGCUCUCCAACUGCUGUGACACCGGUUGCCACAAAUGCGGCACAUGCUGCCGCCGCUGCUGCAGCAGCAGCUGCAAUGUUGCCCCAAAUCCCCAUGCUGCCAUAUCCGGCCAGCUAUGUGGGCAGUUAUUUGUUCUCCUUGGGUAUUCAACAACAACAGCAGCAGCAACAACAACAAGCCGCAGCAGUAGCUGCUGCCGCUCUACAACAACAAUCCUAUCAUCCCUAUGCCACACUUUUGGCUCAAAAGCGUAAAGCUUCAGCUGCCUUUGACACCGCAUACAACAGCCUUCCUGCCACCAUCUUACCCAAUGCCACAAUUCCCUAUGGCCAAAUUUUGCCAUUGGGAGCUGACAAUGUCUAUUGUACCUCACCAUCAGCCUCCUCGUCAACCUCUACCAUGGAUUAUCCCUCCAACGAUGAACAACAAACAAAACGUUAUCGCCAUGAUUCCUCCUGUUCACCAUCCAGUUCCCCACUGAAACCCACACAGACAAACAACAGUCACCAAACCAUCUGUCCCACAUCAUCAUCCGGCUCACCAAAUGUGGAUAUUACUCCUGUCGUUUCCGAUUAUGCCGAUUCCAGCAAACGCAUUCGCACCGCAUUCUCCAGCACCCAACUCUUGGAAUUGGAGCGUGAAUUCUCCAUGAAUCCCUAUCUGUCACGUUUGCGUCGCAUUGAAAUUGCCAACCGUUUGCGUUUGUCCGAGAAACAAGUUAAAAUCUGGUUCCAAAAUCGUCGUGUCAAGCAAAAGAAAGGUUCCGAAUCACCAACCUUCAAUAUGUCCGGCAAUAAUCCCUCCAGUCCAUCGCAAUCACCCAAACAACAUGACGAUUGUUCACCAUCGAAAUCUGUGGAAAUCAAAAGGGAACAAUAA
Molecule: messenger RNA, 947 nt
Organism: Musca vetustissima
Lineage: Eukaryota; Metazoa; Arthropoda; Insecta; Diptera; Muscidae
Product: homeobox protein Hox-B4a-like
Exons: 1
Coding region: 3-947 (314 amino acids)
Biological process (GO): regulation of transcription by RNA polymerase II
Cellular component (GO): nucleus
Molecular function (GO): DNA-binding transcription factor activity, RNA polymerase II-specific; RNA polymerase II cis-regulatory region sequence-specific DNA binding
Source: RefSeq, a predicted model, not a curated record